Messenger RNA from Melospiza melodia melodia, 2314 nucleotides. RefSeq names its product solute carrier family 16 member 8 (gene SLC16A8). The record is from RefSeq and is a predicted model, not a curated record. Gene Ontology annotation, molecular function: monocarboxylic acid transmembrane transporter activity. Gene Ontology annotation, cellular component: plasma membrane. Lineage: Eukaryota; Metazoa; Chordata; Aves; Passeriformes; Passerellidae. The coding region runs from base 350 to 1978 and encodes 542 amino acids. Gene Ontology annotation, biological process: transmembrane transport; monocarboxylic acid transport. The transcript is spliced from 5 exons.
UGCCCCACACAGCGUGUGCCCCCAGAUCUGCCACAGACAGCUCUGCUGGGCACCACUGGAACUGGAGGGAAGCAGGCUGAGAGGGGGAUUAGCCGUCUUGUGAGGACGUAGCUGCUCCAAAGGAAGGAACGGAGCACAAGAGACUGCUUGACAGGUGCUAGAUUCCUGCAGGCAUUGUCCUGUGCCCACCAUGGAGAAAAGAUCCAGCAGGACCUUCUAACCAGGCACCCUCACCCAGAGCCGGGAAGUGCCAACCAGUGGGAGAAGGAAGCGCUGCUGAGGGAUCUGCUCAACCCUUGGGGGCUCAGCUUGUGCUCGGAGGCCAUCGCUGCGUUGCACAGGUUAGAAGAUGGGGAGACCUGACCCAGAAGAAGGGCAGCUGCCGGCUCCUGUGAAGCCCCCGGAUGGUGGCUGGGGCUGGAUCGUGCUCCUUGGCUGCUUUGUGAUCACCGGCUUCUCCUAUGCCUUCCCCAAAGCCGUCAGUGUCUACUUCAAGGAGCUCAUGAAAGAUUUCCACGUGGGCUACAGUGACACGGCCUGGAUCUCUUCCAUCAUGCUGGCCAUGCUCUAUGGGACAGGACCAGUAUGCAGCAUCAUGGUGAACCAGUUUGGCUGCCGGCCCGUGAUGCUCAUUGGUGGGCUGCUGGCUUCUGCUGGCAUGAUCCUGGCAUCUUUUACCACCAACAUCAUUGAGCUUUAUCUGACAGCUGGCGUGCUGACAGGUCUGGGUAUGGCACUGAACUUCCAGCCCUCACUGAUCAUGCUGGGCACCUACUUUGACAAGCGCCGGCCUCUGGCCAAUGGACUGGCUGCUGCUGGGAGCCCUGUCUUCCUCUCCUCCCUCUCUCCUCUGGGGCAAGUGCUGCUGGAGAAGUUUGGCUGGCGAGGAGGGUUCCUUAUCAUGGGGGGCCUUCUGCUUAACUGCUGCACUUGUGGGGCAGUCAUGAGACCCCUGGAUAUGGGUAUGAAGAAGAAGAUGGGGAAAGCUCAGGACAAAUAUGAAGCCAAGGAGAUGCUGCCCAUAGGAGGGAAGUCAGAGGAGGGAAUCAGCACCACUGAUGGAACCAAGAAAGGCAAGAAAGUCAAGAAGAAGCCCAAGAAAGGAAAGAAGCUUCUGGAUUUUAGUAUCUUCUCCAACCGAGGGUUCAUCAUUUACACCAUUUCAAAGUUCAUCCUGGUCCUGGGUCUCUUUGUGCCCCCCAUACUGCUGGUCAACUAUGCCAAGGACACAGGCGUCCCGGACACCGAGGCGGCAUUCUUGCUCUCCAUCAUCGGCUUCAUAGACAUCUUUGCCCGCCCAGCCUGUGGCAUGGUGGCAGGGCUGAAGUGGGUCCGCCCUCACGUGGCCUAUCUGUUCAGCUUCUCCAUGCUCUUCAACGGCUUGACAGACAUCUGCAGCGCCAGGGCCAGCAACUACACAGGGCUGGUCAUCUUCUGUGUCUUCUUUGGCAUCUCCUACGGCAUGGUGGGGGCACUGCAGUUCGAGGUGCUGAUGGCCAUCGUCGGCUCCCAGAAGUUCUCCAGUGCCAUUGGGCUGGUCCUGCUCAUCGAGGCUUUCGCCGUGCUCAUCGGCCCACCCUCUGCAGGCCGCCUGGUCGAUGCUCUCAAAAACUAUGAGGUGAUCUUCUACCUGGCGGGCUCGGAGGUCGUGCUCUCCGCCCUCUUCCUGGGUGUGGCCAGCUACUGCUGCCUGAACCGAGGGAAGAAGGAGCCUCCCCCCGAGAACAACCCCACUGCGGGAGCGGGGAGCGACACCGAGGAAGCGGAGUCCGACGUGCAGGAAGCCGAGGAGCACAGCAGCGACAACCACCAGCCGGCCCACAGCACCGACAACGCCGUGGUGGUGGCCAGCGAGGAGGCCAACCAUGUGGCAGAGGAGCAGCGAGGGGAGGGAGGCGGCUGUCCCGCAGGGGACGGGGAGGUGCUGGCACGGGACGGCUGCAACGCUGACCAGAUGGUGGAGAGGGACAGUUUCUAGCCAGGGCAGAGAACAGGGAUGUAUAAAACUGGCCUUGUGUGCAAGCACUUCAGCAUGGGAGGGUAGGUGGGAUGCGGGGAGCAGAAAGUUGGGACCAAGGCAGAUGUAAGAAAUAAGAGGGAGAGGUAUAAGAAUAGCCGGUCCCUAUGUACAUAUGUCCACAACCUACCCAGUGAUACGUCUGCUUGCAUCCUGCACCCAUGCUGGUACAACACAGGCUCAGAGCAGCCCAAACACCAAAAAGAAAAAAAUAAUAAUCUUCUUUCCUCACUUUCAAACCAGCCCUGGAGAAAGUCUUCUGAAGAGGCUGCCAAGGACUCUCCUUUUCCUUCUGCA